UUGAGCUUUGAAAGAGGGGGCCAUCAUCCCGGCGGCUCGGAGGUGAAAAAAUACAGUUUAAAGUCUCUCUGGAUGCAUUUAAAAUGAAUAAGCAGGCUUUUCUGACAGGCACCUGAAUGCCCGUCCAGCGCCCUUUCAUUUCCUCGCUGGGUUUCUUUGGAUGUACUCCCUUGGCAUUUUGUGCUGUCCAUCUGAUGUUUCCCAAGACUCCUCAAGACCAAUGUCUUAGUUCUGACUAGACAUUCAUUAAAAAAAAAAAUACUUUCAUGCAUUCAGUAUACAUAGCUUAAAAAAGAAAUCUCCAGCAGGAAUUCCACCAACCCAUCGCCUGUAUCGCCCUCCUUCCCCUCUCCCUUUUUCUCUUCACGUCAGAUUAAGAGGGGCACCGAAACCCACUUAAGACGCACAGGCGCACACAUAACGUGCACAGGCCAGCAUGUCCUCCAUCCUUCCCUUCACUCCCCCGGUAGUGAAGCGCCUCCUGGGAUGGAAGAAGACUCCGGCAGGGAGUGGGGGAGCCGGAGGAGGCAUCGGAGGAGUUGGGGAGCAGAACGGAGGGGGGCAGGAGGACAAGUGGUGUGAAAAAGCUGUAAAGAGCUUGGUGAAGAAGCUGAAGAAGACUGGGCAGCUGGAUGAGCUAGAGAAAGCCAUCAGCACGCAGAACAGCAACACAAAGUGUGUGACCAUACCCAGGUCACUGGACGGGCGUCUUCAGGUGUCCCAUCGCAAGGGCCUGCCCCACGUCAUCUACUGCCGCCUGUGGAGAUGGCCGGACCUCCACAGCCACCAUGAGCUCAGGGCCAUCGACUCCUGCCAGUUCGCCUUCAACCUCAAAAAGGAUGAAGUGUGUGUCAAUCCCUACCAUUACCAGAGAGUGGAGACGCCGGUGCUGCCUCCGGUGUUGGUGCCACGCCACACAGAGAUCCUGACAGAGCUUCCUCCUCUAGACGACUUUACAAACUCCAUCCCCGAAAACACCAACUUCCCCGCCGGCAUAGACCCUCCUAAUAACUAUAUACCAGAGACUCCUCCACCUGGCUACAUCAGUGAAGAUGGAGAGACCAGCGACCAGCAGAUGAAUCAAAGUAUGGAAUCAGGCUCACCAGCAGAAAUGUCACCCGGCACCCUAUCACCUGUCAGUCAUGCUCUGGACCUUCAGCCAGUUACCUACAGUGAACCAGCUUUCUGGUGCUCGAUAGCCUACUAUGAGUUAAACCAGCGGGUCGGAGAGACGUUCCACGCCUCGCAGCCAUCGCUGACAGUCGAUGGCUUCACCGACCCCUCCAACUCUGAACGCUUCUGUCUAGGGCUUCUCAGCAAUGUUAACAGGAACGCAACUGUUGAAAUGACAAGGAGACACAUAGGUCGCGGUGUGAGGUUGUAUUACAUCGGAGGGGAGGUGUUCGCCGAGUGCCUCAGCGACAGUGCCAUUUUUGUCCAGAGUCCCAACUGCAACCAGCGAUAUGGCUGGCACCCUGCCACAGUCUGCAAGAUACCGCCAGGCUGCAAUCUGAAGAUUUUUAACAACCAGGAGUUUGCUGCACUGCUGGCCCAGUCAGUCAAUCAGGGUUUUGAGGCAGUCUACCAACUAACCAGGAUGUGCACCAUCAGAAUGAGCUUCGUCAAGGGCUGGGGAGCGGAGUACAGACGUCAGACCGUAACCAGCACUCCCUGUUGGAUUGAGCUGCAUCUCAACGGCCCCCUCCAGUGGUUGGAUAAGGUGCUGACCCAGAUGGGUUCACCAUCAGUGCGCUGCUCCAGCAUGUCCUAAACGAGGUCCUGCUGCUGCCUACGCAAAGUCAGUCUGAUUUUUCACAACAUUUGUCCUUGCCCGUAUGUCCUAAGGAAGACCACAAUGCAGUCUUAAAUUGAUGCACCACCAACAUUAUCAUUUUAAGAAAGAGAGAGAGAGAGAGAAGAAAAAGUAACAACAAAGAUUACACAAUGCACCUGGAGGACGGGAGAACAACAUGCUGAUAAGACAAUAGUGGGAUGUUAACAAUGAUGUCACAGUGGGCCUGAUCAUCCUUUCUGGCUCCGUUGGAUUAAUGUUAGGAUGACAUUCCAGUAAUCAUGGAUCUAGUAAUUGAAAUCUUCCUGCAAUAUAUAAAAAUGUCGUAAUGGACCAGACUGCAUUCAUGUUUUUUGGUAUUUGACUGAGGCUCUGAUCCAGAAACGGCUUCGCUGUCCUGCUAAGUGACACGUCAGUGGCCGUUUCGGGGACGCGCGUGUGACCUCCUAGCUACAGGGCUGUCUCUGUACAACCACUAGUCCACCUUACUGCUUCACUACCUACCGGCCGCGGCGCAACUUUGAUUCAGCGUCAGGAUUUAUUUUUUUUUUGUCUACACAAGGUUGACCAGCAGUAGUACUGCCACUCACUGGCUCACGUUCAACCAAAGUCAGCUCCACGCCUGGACAUGAAUUCUUUUUUUGGUUUUGAUGACCGAACUUCCAUUCUCUUUUCAUCUGAAAUUUCCACUCUUCUUCUAAAUCAGGCCUGUGCCGUUAGCUCAGACCUGCCGACGCUGGAGUGAUGGACUUCAGCUCUGAAAGGGGUGACCACCGGGGAGAGCAUGUUGAUGUCUAUACUUAAUAUUCCAUACCCUGUCUUCACAUGGUCAAAUGCACACACACACACACACACACACACACACACACACACACACACACACACACA
This is a messenger RNA of Perca fluviatilis (European perch), 2680 nucleotides long. RefSeq names its product SMAD family member 2 (gene smad2). Gene Ontology annotation, cellular component: heteromeric SMAD protein complex. The record is from RefSeq and is a predicted model, not a curated record. Gene Ontology annotation, molecular function: I-SMAD binding; RNA polymerase II cis-regulatory region sequence-specific DNA binding; DNA-binding transcription factor activity, RNA polymerase II-specific. The transcript is spliced from 10 exons. Gene Ontology annotation, biological process: transforming growth factor beta receptor signaling pathway; regulation of transcription by RNA polymerase II; anatomical structure morphogenesis. The coding region runs from base 437 to 1771 and encodes 444 amino acids. NCBI's taxonomy places the organism in Eukaryota, Metazoa, Chordata, Actinopteri, Perciformes, Percidae.